AAAAAGAUCACAAAUUUGUACUCCAUGAGGUGUUGAAUUGAAGUGCAGGGAGCAGCUGUACUUUAAUUCCCGCGAAAUAUUUUCUCCCAAAAUUUCAGUCCCAUCAAUCAGUGGCAAAAGUAAUGAGUAUCUCUUCCUAAUCAACACCCUUCUCUCUCUUCCUACGUUUCUGCCAUUUUUUUCUCAUAAUUUUAGCCGUUACAAACUUACAUUACUUUAAUUCUUCAACCGUUUCAACUUUGCUUCUUAGGGUUCUCUGCUUCAGUUCCCUACACACCAUAAUAAACGCUUCAUCUGUUUUUGCCUUUCCCUUAUUUACUCGAAAAAUCAACAAAUUCUUCUAAGGUUUAGUUGAUGUUCCCUUUUCUGGGUUUUUUGUUUUGUUUUGGUUUGGUUGUCGGAUAUUUUGAGAGAAAUCAUGGAACAUGUUAUAGAACAAGGUGGUGAUGCUGGUAUGAAAAUGGAAACUCUGGUUUCGAGUUUUCCGGAAUCUGAAAGCAGAGUUGAUCGAGGAACUUACUACAAACCUGUUUCUUUUCCAGGAAGGGUGACUGGUCCUACAAGACGAUCAACAAAAGGAGGCUGGACCGAGCAGGAGGACAAACUUUUGACUUCUGCUGUGAAAGCGUUCAAUGGAAAAAAUUGGAGAAAGAUAGCUGCAUGUGUGCCAGGGAGAACAGAUGUCCAAUGCCUGCAUCGUUGGCAGAAGGUUCUCAAUCCUGAACUUAUUAAAGGACCUUGGACAAAAGAGGAAGAUGAUCUAAUACGUGAGCUUGUCAUGACGAAUGGGAAAAAGAACUGGUCUGAAAUAGCGAAGGCCUUGCCUGGUCGGAUAGGGAAGCAAUGUAGGGAAAGGUGGCAUAACCAUUUAAAUCCAGAUAUAAAAAGAACUGCAUGGACCAAAGAAGAGGAGUUCACUCUUAUUAAGGCUCACCAAAUAUAUGGAAACCGAUGGGCUGAAAUAGCCAAGUUUCUGCAUGGAAGGAGUGAGAACUCUAUCAAGAAUCAUUGGAAUUCCUCUGUGAAGAAAAAGGCCAAUUUAAAUGCCUCUAUGUGUGCUCCACAGUGCAAAUUUAAUUUCAGUGAAGGUAAAAUGACUAUUUUAAAACAAAGCUCUGAGGAGACUCCUGAACCUGAUCCUGAACCUGCCAAUUUGGGUUUUGGAACUAAACUUCCAAGAGAAAAUCAUAGACAAUAUUUUGAAUCCGCUAUACUUGUCAGAAAUGAAGCUGAUCCACAACCUAUAGCUUCCCGGAAUGAAACAAGCAAUGAAACUUGUAAGGGUGCUAGGCAAGUUCCUCUAGCAAAAUUUGAAGGUAAUGUCACAGGGGAAAGUAUUGAAGCUUCAAAAAGCAUGGGCAAUAAAUAUCUUUCCCCAUCAUGCUACAAACCCCUUCAGCUUAAGGAUUUGGACGUGCUUAUGGCAACUAGCAAAUUUGCAAGCACUGACAACCAUAUGCAAAGAAAUACUUCAUUACCUAAUUCCUUUUACAAUACCCCACCAAAUUAUGCAGAAGGAAUAUUUGUUAAUUGUAAGAGCCCAGAAGAUAUAUUGAGGACUGCAGCAAGGAGUUUUAAAAACACUCCAUCUAUCAUGAGAAAAGAAAGGAGCCCCCGCAGGCUAGAUUUUUCUCCUUGUGAAAAAAAUUGAUCUGUGAAGUGAAUAAACUACAAUAUUAUAUUUUAAGUCUUUCAUGCUCAUGCUAUUCUAAUUCUUACUCAUAGCUAAUCUGCCUUUCUGAAAACUUGUUGAUUUCAAUGCUUUCUCAAUAGGCUGAUAACUGAAAUUAUGCAUCUUGAAAACCUUGGGAGGAAACUAUAA
Molecule: messenger RNA, 1822 nt
Organism: Lotus japonicus
Lineage: Eukaryota; Viridiplantae; Streptophyta; Magnoliopsida; Fabales; Fabaceae
Product: transcription factor MYB3R-5-like
Exons: 7
Coding region: 419-1651 (410 amino acids)
Biological process (GO): regulation of DNA-templated transcription
Cellular component (GO): nucleus
Molecular function (GO): RNA polymerase II cis-regulatory region sequence-specific DNA binding; DNA-binding transcription factor activity, RNA polymerase II-specific
Source: RefSeq, a predicted model, not a curated record